CCUCCUCGGGCAUCUUCUCCCACUGGGCCUCGAUGUUGGAGAGGGGGAUGACGGAGGCCUUGGAGGAGGAUGCGGCGGCGGGGCUGACGUCGGCGUGGUGGGCGGCGGCGGUGGCGAGCGCGCGGCGGGCGACGGGUGCGCGGGCGGCGGAGUGCCGUGCGAGGCGGAGGGCAGCGGCGGCGUGCAUGGCUGGCUGGCUGGCGCUGGCGCUGGAGGAGGUGAAGGAAGCUAAACUGCAGCGAAAAUGCGCAAGAACAAAUUCAAUAAAUGUCGGCGGCGGAAUUCGGGUCGCCGCAACUGGGCCGCAAACUGCCGGGCACGGCAUCAUAUCUCAUUCCGAAUUAUCAACACAUCAUUGGGCGAGGGCGGUCUCGAUGCAUCCGCGGGGAGGGCAGAGCUCAGGGUUACCAGCGGCGGGGCCCCACGAAGGACUACACACGAAACGAGGCAUUUUUUCAACAGCGUGGUGGGAAGUACAGACACAAUCGUACACGUCGCUCAGGCAGCAGCGACAGCGCCGGGGCAGUCACGCGAGAUGUGGCUGGAACUGUAGCACGCCUUCUUCUGGGGGUUAGGGCAGUCGCGGGAGAUGUGGCCCUACGGACGAAUCAGCAAGAAUGCGACAUCGUGCAAGCGUACUCACCGUCUCGGAGCAGUUGUAGCAACACUUCUGGCUCUGGAAGCCACCGCCGUAGCCGUAGCUGCCUCCGCCACCGUAGCUGGCGUUGCCUCCCGGAGCAGGUUCAGGGCAUGCACGCGCCAUGUGGCCCGCCUUGCCGCAGCGGUAGCACUCGCCACCGCGCGCGCCUCCACCGAAGCCUCCACCGCUGUAGCCGCCAGCGCCGCCCGCGUCCGCGCUAGAACAAUCACGAGACUGGCCUCAUCAUCAGCACAGUGUCCGCUCUCCAGGAAGUAAACCCCCACGCACGAUGUGUCCCUCGCCGCCGCACUUGUAGCACGUCUUGGGCUUCGCCUCCUGCGA
Molecule: messenger RNA, 982 nt
Organism: Schizophyllum commune H4-8
Lineage: Eukaryota; Fungi; Basidiomycota; Agaricomycetes; Agaricales; Schizophyllaceae
Exons: 4
Coding region: 268-861 (197 amino acids)
Source: RefSeq, a predicted model, not a curated record